AUGGCGUCGCAUACAGUUAACCGAUUUGUUAUUUUAUCAAGACAUUAUAGUUCGAAAGCAGACAAAAAUGUUGCUUUUCUUGGCCUCGGCAAUAUGGGAGGCUACAUGGCUGCAAAUCUUGUGAAAAAGGGCUUCAAAGUUCGAGGCUAUGACCCAUCGAAGGACGCAUUAUCAGCGGCAGACAAGACCGGUGUGACCAGUGCCAACUCUAUCGCGGCCGCAGUGGACGGUGUAGACGUGGUCGUAUCUAUUCUGCCAAGUAACAAAGUCGUCCUAGAGGCAUAUCUUGGCAAGGAUGGUGUUGUUAAGCAUGCACCAAAAGGCUCCCUUCUCAUUGACUCAAGUACGGUGGACCCAAAUGUUCCCAAAGAGAUCUACCCUAAAGCUAUCGAAAGCGGCGUUGGUUUUAUCGACGCCCCUGUGUCUGGAGGUGUUAUGGGAGCACAGAAUGCUACACUAGCUUUUAUGGCAGGAGGAAGAAAGGAAGACUUUGAUAGAUCAGUCCCGUUGCUCGAAGCGAUGGGUGCUAAGCAGUUCCACUGUGGAGAUAUAGGUGCUGGCCAAGUUGCCAAGUUGAGUAAUAACAUGCUCAUGGGUAUCACUGGUAUGGCUACUGCUGAAUGUAUGAAUAUGGGAAUAAAAAUGGGUCUAGACCCAAAAGUUCUGCUAGACGUACUCAACAAUUCUUCUGCACGAUCGUGGUCUACUGAAGUGUACUGCCCGGUACCUGGACUAGUGCCCACUGCACCGUCCAGUAGAAACUAUGAUGGUGGAUUUAAGAAUGAACUAAUGGUUAAGGAUCUAGAACUAGCAAGUAACAUGGCGCUCGGCAUUCGUUCCCCCAUACCCCUCGGCGCUGUUGCCACUCAACUGUACCGCAUCGUCCAAUCUCGAGGUUACGGACAGAAAGACUUUUCUUUUAUAUACCAACUCCUUAAAAAUGAAGUUGAAAAGAAG
This is a messenger RNA of Brenthis ino (lesser marbled fritillary), 957 nucleotides long. The record is from the annotation of a GenBank genome assembly. NCBI's taxonomy places the organism in Eukaryota, Metazoa, Arthropoda, Insecta, Lepidoptera, Nymphalidae.